AUGGCUACAGGCAACAGUGGCAAGAUCACAGACUGGGUCAAUCCCAAUGACAAGUCCGGCGAGUUCAAGCGCCAGACAUCAGUUUUCCGCAACUGGAUCUCCAGAGAGCCUGGCGCUCAAUUCCCUCCAGAGAAGGGCCGUUAUCACCUCUACGUCUCUUACGCCUGUCCUUGGGCCCACCGGACUCUGAUCACGCGCAAGCUCAAGGGUCUUGAGGAUAUCAUCUCCUACACCUCCGUCCACUGGCAUCUAGGAGAAAAGGGCUGGCGCUUCGCGACCGCAGAAGAACAACAACCCGAGCAGAACGUCACCACCGACCCUCUACACGAGUACACUCACCUGCGCGAAAUCUACUUCUCCAAUGACCCCGACUACACCGGCCGCUUCACCGUUCCAGUCCUGUUCGACAAGAAAACCAACCGCAUCGUAAGCAACGAGAGCGCCGAAAUCAUCCGCAUGCUUUACUACGAAUUCGACGACCUCCUCCCGGAACCCUACAAAUCCGUCGACUUAUUCCCCUCCUCCCUCCGCACCGAGAUCGACUCCUCCAACGAAUGGAUCUACAACGACGUCAACAACGGCGUCUACAAGUCCGGCUUCGCCACCACACAAGAAGCAUAUGAAAAGGCCGUCACGACGCUAUUCUCCUCGCUCGACAAGAUCGAGGUUCAUCUGGCGGACUCGAAGAACGCGCCGUACUUCUUCGGCUCGGAAAUCACGGAGGCGGACAUUCGUCUGUUCACGACCAUCAUUCGCUUUGAUCCUGUCUAUGUGCAGCACUUCAAGUGCAAUAUUCGCGAUAUUCGGUCCGGGUAUCCUGCUAUCCAUCGCUGGAUGAGGAAGUUGUAUUGGGAUGUGCCGGCUUUUAAGGAGACGACGAACUUUGAGCAUAUCAAGUUCCAUUAUACGAAGAGUCAUAAGCAGAUUAAUCAGUUUGCGAUUACGCCAGUUGGGCCGCUGCCGGAUGUCUUGCCCAAGGAUGAGGAGGUCAGGGCAGUUAAGGGGGCUUAG
Messenger RNA from Aspergillus niger, 1011 nucleotides. RefSeq lists its product as uncharacterized. The record is from RefSeq and is a predicted model, not a curated record. Gene Ontology annotation, molecular function: glutathione transferase activity. The coding region runs from base 1 to 1011 and encodes 336 amino acids. The transcript is spliced from 5 exons. Gene Ontology annotation, cellular component: cytoplasm. Lineage: Eukaryota; Fungi; Ascomycota; Eurotiomycetes; Eurotiales; Aspergillaceae.